Molecule: messenger RNA, 1014 nt
Organism: Ectocarpus sp. CCAP 1310/34
Lineage: Eukaryota; Phaeophyceae; Ectocarpales; Ectocarpaceae
Source: the annotation of a GenBank genome assembly
GACCCCGGGCCCAGCGGGAGCAAGUACGCCGAACUCCUCCAGCCAUGCCGUCUCGUUUCUCGAAGAACCGCAAGAAGCGGGGGCACGUCUCGGCGGGCCACGGGCGUGUCGGGAAGCACAGGAAGCAUCCUGGCGGGCGGGGUAACGCCGGUGGACAGCACCACCACCGUAUCCUCUUCGACAAGUUCCACCCUGGGUACUUCGGAAAGGUGGGUAUGCGCCACUUCCACGUGUUGCGCAACCGGGAACACUGCCCCAUUGUGAACCUCGACAAGCUGUGGUCCAUGCUGCCCGAGGGGACCAUGGAACAGGCCAAAGCUGGCGACGGAAAGGCACCGGUCAUCGAUGUGACCGACAACGGCUACUUCAAGGUGCUGGGCAAGGGAAAGCUCCCCGCAGUGCCCAUCAUCGUGCGCGCCAAGGUCUUCAGCAAGCUCGCCGAGCAGAAGAUCAAGGCGGCAGGAGGAGCAUGCCUACUCUCCGCUUAGGCAUCGCCACUUUGACGAUUGCUUGGCAGCUGCAACAACCCUUGCCGGUCUCUACUGGGUUCUGGAUAUGUAGUGCAUGUGUCUGGUAUAUCCGCAGAGAACACGGUAUGGGUGGAGUAGGGCACGGGGGCUGGUGGGUUUUUGGUGUGGUGGAGAUCGGUUGUUGAUUGUCCCGUAGGAGGCGUACACGCGGCGUACCGCUCCUCGCCGGCCGCUUCUGAUAAGGCCGGCGUCGGGUACAGCAGUGCUGCUGCUGCUGCUGCUGUGGUGGUGGUGGUGUUGAUGGGCGUCCAAUGUAAAUGUCGCCGGGCAUCAGCCGAAGAACUCACGCACAAGAAUAAAAGAAAAAAACACAACAUCCGUGACUGUUUGCGAUGAGUUGUGUGCCGUGGCAGCCGGUCGGUCCUCCCUCCCGACUGUUUGGUCAACGUGAACCACGCUCGAUUGUUGCAGUCGUGCACUGUGGAGACCCCGCCAAUGUCGGAUUUCCCUUAUCUUUUUAGGCUUGCGCGACGUCGUUGGCCGU